This is a messenger RNA of Seriola dumerili (greater amberjack), 1229 nucleotides long. RefSeq names its product dolichyl-phosphate mannosyltransferase subunit 3 (gene dpm3). Lineage: Eukaryota; Metazoa; Chordata; Actinopteri; Carangiformes; Carangidae. Gene Ontology annotation, biological process: GPI anchor biosynthetic process. Bases 104 to 382 code for a protein of 92 amino acids. The transcript is spliced from 2 exons. The record is from RefSeq and is a predicted model, not a curated record. Gene Ontology annotation, cellular component: dolichol-phosphate-mannose synthase complex; endoplasmic reticulum membrane.
UUGCGGUUUUCUACGUCAUUAACGUGCGCAGGGCUGAGGUGGCGUUUAAGAGGAGGUUGUUUCCCGGCUGAACUCUGCUAAACUCCCCGCGGCUGCUCUCGUCAUGACUAAACUUCUGGAGUGGCUGUUCGGCGUGUCGCUGGUGGGCGCUGUCUGGGCUCUGGUCACUUUCGACCUGUUGGACCUGAGCCUGCCGAAGACGUACAGAGAGGUGGCCUGGCCAAUGCCGCUGUACCUGCUGGUGUCAUUUGGCUGCUACUCCCUGGCCACCGUGGGAUACAGAGUGGCCACAUUCAAUGACUGUGAGGAGGCAGCUAAAGAGCUGCAGGGGCAGAUCAAAGAAGCCAAAGAGGACUUGAGAAAAAAAGGCUUAAAGAUGUAAAACCCGACAAGGACUGUGUAGAAACUUUUGAGAGAAAUGAAAUGGAUCCUUGUGAUGAUGGAGUCACUCAAUAACAAAACUGUCUCUUGUGUGAAAUGUGUUGGAUGAGUUUGAACUGUGAACUGACACCAUCUUUACUGAUUCCAGCAGGCUUGAACUGAACAUCAGUCACAACAGCCCUUCAUGCAGCAGUGUUUGUUUUCAUGCUGUCUUAUUCACUGGCAUGUGUUUCAGAUUAAAUGUUGAUCAGAUGUGCUUCAGCAAAUGAUAAAUUAAUGGCCCAAUUGAUAAUUUUCUGGGUUACCCAUAAAUGACAACAGAUAAGAUUUAACUUUGCUAAAAAGAAAUGUUCACCAUUCUGACUAUUUAAAGAUCUCAACUGAAGCUAAAUUAAUUAUAUUAAGCAAUAUCACACCCGGUUCAAAUCAGUGUGUAGUAGGUGGUUGUAUUGAUUAGCACAUUUUAAACCAGAUUAAGGACUCUUAGCAGUGAGCACAGGAGGAGACUACACACAGAGAAUACCUCUGAGUUCUUAAUGCCAGUAUGCUAAAUUGUCAUCUAUAACCAGUUGUGCAUCAGUGAACAAAUUCAACCCAAAGGCCACAUUGGAACAACCUGACUAAAGGGUGUUUCUGCUGGGAAUUCUCAGAUGCUUUCAAUCUGCAUCAGCUUCAAAAUUGUACCACAGUGUCAACCGUGUUGUGUGUGUCUGGAGAUUGUUGCUUGUCAGUAUAGAUGAGCUAGAUUUUAUCUGUAAAGUAGUGUACAUUCCAUUGUCCAAUUUCAGACUUGAGCCCUGCGGCUAUUGCUUGGACUUAAUUAAAAUGCAGUCUAUUUUCUUCAGGUU